Cimex lectularius (bed bug) is the source of this 2119-nucleotide messenger RNA. Its product is annotated as mucosa-associated lymphoid tissue lymphoma translocation protein 1 homolog. Gene Ontology annotation, biological process: proteolysis. Gene Ontology annotation, molecular function: cysteine-type endopeptidase activity. Bases 136 to 2082 code for a protein of 648 amino acids. The transcript is spliced from 13 exons. NCBI's taxonomy places the organism in Eukaryota, Metazoa, Arthropoda, Insecta, Hemiptera, Cimicidae. The record is from RefSeq and is a predicted model, not a curated record.
GAGAAUGAGGAAAACAUUCGGAUAAAGGAUGUAAAUUGUAAACAGUAAAGACACUCUUCAUAUAAGAAUGGAUAUCAAUGAAAAGUGAAACGAAAUAAUUCUCUAAGAAACUUUUGUUAUCAAAAUCUUUAUUAAAUGUCUAAUAUACUUCUGGAAGAGUUUCGUCUCAAUGAACCGCGACUAUACAGAAGACUGGUGAUGGAGCUUUCGUUAAAAGAAAGGUGGAAGAAUGUUUUGAAAGCGCUCAGUAUGAGCAGAAAACCACUUAUAUUCAGUAAAGAUAAGGAAAGCAAAAUGGAAUUGUCCCAAAAGCCUGGGGAGUUUUUAUUAAAUGAGCUAAUUGCCCGUCAGUUUACCCUUUCGUAUUUUUCCGAAAUUUUACUGAGCUGUAAUGAAUUAGAAAUUCUCUCCUGUAUAACUACAACACCAGAACCUCUAAAAAUAAUUGUCCAACCUGGUGCACACAACAGUGAGAUUAAUUUGUUUUUUGGAGAUGAACUCAAAUUGGAGUGUCGAGCGACAAAAAUUCCUCCUCCAAAAUAUCAAUGGUACCAUAAUAACAUUCCUAUAGACUGUACAGGACCUGUUUUUCUAAUAGAAUCAUUUGAACCAAAACACGAAGGAUACUAUUUCUGCAUCGCCAGCCGUUAUUCUGAUUGUAGUAAUUUCCAGUCUGUCCAGUCAGACACAGUCAUAUGCAAAUUUAUUGACCGUUUACCCGAGUUUGAGUAUGUAAGACCUGGGAUGGAAAUUUAUAAAGAAAUAGGUUCCAGAGUGACAUUAUCUGUUGGUAUAAAAUCAAAUAGAGAGUGUAAACUACAAUGGAUUAAAAACAAUGAAGUCAUAAAAAAUGGAAAUAGCAAUGAACUACUAAUUAACAACCUUAAGGACACAGAUUUUGGUGAAUACUAUUGCGUUGCCAGCAAUAUCGCGGGGGAAGUUUACUCUCAAAAAAUAACUUUAAAAUUGCUUAGCACCAAGGAGAAACCUCCAUCAUCUAAAGUUGCUUUACUCAUAGCAAAUGAAAAGUAUGAAAAUUACAAAUAUUUGGUUACGCCUUGUAAUGAUAUUAUACUUCUGGCCAAAAUAUUGAAGCAAUUAAAUUAUCAUGUAGUAGCUUUGAUGAACUUGAACCUAAUUGAAAUGCAAAAUAUAAUCAACUGGUUUUUUGACAUGCUACCGGCUGGAGCUGACGCAUUCUUUUGUUUUGUUGGCCAUGGAUUUCAGUUAUCCGAUAACAAAUUUAUGAUGCCGAUCGACUCACCAAGUACUAUCAAAAUGGUGGAUUGUAUAUGCGAUCAAAUGUUAAUUAUGAAAGCCAAAACUAAUAAAUUGCGUCUGCUAGUAUUAAUGAUGGACAUGUGCCUGGAAAUACCAAAAAGAGAUAAUCCACAGAUAUUUAAUGAAAGGCCUAAACAGUACAUAUAUAAACCAUAUAACGCGUGUAAUGUUAUAAGAAUAUUCUCGACAGCGACUCAUCAGAACGCGUAUGAAACUCAAAAUCAGAAGCAUGGCAUUUACAUAGAACACAUAUCAAAAUUUCUUUUAGAAGACAAACCUAUAAUAGACAUUUUUAACGAGGCACACGAAGCUUUUGAAAAGACAAAAUUUUCGAAGUUUCAAAAACCAUCACUUUCCAUUGAUGGGGGACAUAGAUUAAAAUUAAAUGUCAAACCGUUAGAAAAUGCUGAAGUGGACGCAAAAUUAAAUGCGAUCUGUGUUUUGAAUAACAAUCAUUAUCGUUUAAGUUUUCCAAGAGGAGGUGAAAACAUAUUUCUACAUGUGGCUCCCCACGAAGGGACCAUUUUAAAUGCCAUUGACCUUAAUUUUUACGACUUCCUAUUCGCUUUUAAUGUACAAUUAGACACUAGUCCACAAAUAUGUGAUCCAAAAUACAAAUGUACUUCUGAGGAACUUAUAUUCACAUUACAAAACCUGCAGAAAGUAAAAAAGCAUGAUGUAUUCAUCACAAUAAAAAUAAGAAAGCCUAAUGGUGAAGAGGACUGUUGUUCAUUGGAUUUAGGUAUUCCUCUUAUUGCUGCUGCAGAUCUGUGGUAUCAGCCUGUAGGAGAGGAAACUUAAAGUUGUUAAUUACAAUCCAUAUUAUAUAAAAUAUUUA